Molecule: messenger RNA, 714 nt
Organism: Brachypodium distachyon (stiff brome)
Lineage: Eukaryota; Viridiplantae; Streptophyta; Magnoliopsida; Poales; Poaceae
Product: sphinganine C4-monooxygenase 1
Exons: 3
Coding region: 1-714 (237 amino acids)
Biological process (GO): lipid biosynthetic process
Molecular function (GO): iron ion binding; oxidoreductase activity
Source: RefSeq, a predicted model, not a curated record
AUGGAGGUGCUGUACUCCGACGAGGCUCUGGCCGCCGUCGCGCCGAUCGCCGUGUACUGGGCCUACUCCGGCGUGCACAUGGCCAUCGACCAUGGGCGGCUGAUGGAGAGGUACAGGCUCAGCACCAAGGAAGACGAAGACAGCAAGAACAUGGUGUCCAAGCGAGACGUGUUGCUGAACGUCCUCUUCCAGCACUUCUUGCAGCUCCUCAGCGUCGCCUUGCUCACCAUGGUAAGUAAUUUAAUUGCCUCGCCGGUCGCGGGAGGAUCAUCCAACGCGGCGGCGGCGGCGACCACCUCCUCCUCGUCGUACCUAGGGGCGGCGUGUCGAGUGGCGGUGGCGGUGGUGGUGUUCGACGGGUACCGGUACGCGUGGCACCGGCUUGCGCACCGGAGCCGGUUCCUGUAUAGGAAGCUGCACUCAUGGCACCACCGCAUUGUGGUUCCCUACGCCUACGGCACCAUCUACGGGCACCCACCCCUGUGGAACGGCGCUGCCUACCACGGCGUGCACCACAUGCCCGGUGGGGUUAGACACAACUUCUCGGAUCUGUUCUUUGUCACGUGGGACAAGCUCUUUGGGACGCAGAUGCCCUAUGCCGUGGAGGAGAGGCCAGGCGGCGGGGGGCUGAAGCUCCGACUUUUGCGGCCAAAACCGGUGCCUAAGACGCGUCUCGAACCGUCGGUGGAGAGUAGUGCUACUGCCUCCUCCUAA